This is a messenger RNA of Monascus purpureus, 390 nucleotides long. NCBI's taxonomy places the organism in Eukaryota, Fungi, Ascomycota, Eurotiomycetes, Eurotiales, Aspergillaceae. The record is from the annotation of a GenBank genome assembly.
AUGACCCAGCCUGCCCUGGACCAGCUCCGCCACCAAUUCCUCCUGCCAGCCCACCUUCCCCUGGUGGUCCGUGGUGAUAUCAACCGCCCUGACAUUCACUAUCUGGUCCAAGCACACCCCCCUAGGCUCUCUGGCGCCCGCCGCUUCCAAUAUCUUUUGAACCUGAUCCGUGAUGCACGCCAGGCCGGGCAGAUCCCCCCUAGGGGUCAGGUGAUCAUCUACCUUCCCUAUAAGGGCAUGGUGGAGGAGUUCCAUCAGGCCUAUCCCCAGGAGACAGCCUAUUUCCAUGCCAGCAUGCCAGAGGAAGACAAGACAAGGCAGGUGGAGAGCUUUGACCAAGGGCAGAAGCUCGUGCUCCUUGGGACAGCUGCCAUCGGGGGAAGGAUAUGA